Messenger RNA from Dictyostelium discoideum AX4, 360 nucleotides. RefSeq lists its product as hypothetical. The coding region runs from base 1 to 360 and encodes 119 amino acids. The record is from RefSeq and is a predicted model, not a curated record. NCBI's taxonomy places the organism in Eukaryota, Evosea, Eumycetozoa, Dictyosteliales, Dictyosteliaceae. The transcript has a single exon.
AUGCAAAUUAAUAAAAUUACCAACAGUAACGAAUUCGAGACCUAUGUCAAAGAGGAACCAAUAAUCAAAAUAGAAAUUCCAAACCAUUACUUUUUAUUUACAGAAUAUAAUUUUUUUCAAUCAAAUAAUUUAGUGGCAUCCCUAGGUCAUUUGGAAACUGAAAAUAUCUACUCAAAUACAGAUGGUCUUGAACCUUUGCUUAAAGGAUCACUCAUAAAUUCUUAUAUUUCAAGUGUUAAAAGCUAUUAUUCAAAAAAUGAGAGAAUUCUUUUAAAAGAAAAUUUCAGCAAAUGCGAACUAUGUCCAAGUUCCCCAAACUCUUUUAUAUCAAGAUAUCAUUCAUUCACUUGGGAUUUAUAA